CAGAGCGCGGGACAUCCCCUCCGGCCCGGGUCUGCGCUCGGUGUCCGCACGGGCACAGGUCUCCCACACGCGGGCCCCGCAGCCGCGCCGCUUCCCGCCGAGCAUGGGGCUGCCUCGGAGAGCGGGGGACCCGGCGGAGCUGCGCAAGAGCCUGAAGCCGCUGCUGGAGAAGCGCCGCCGCGCGCGCAUCAACGCAAGCCUCAGGCAGCUCAAGGGGCUCAUCCUGCCGCUGCUGGGCAGGGAGAGCUCCCGCUACUCGAAGCUGGAGAAGGCGGACAUCCUGGAAAUGACCGUGCGCUUCCUGCAGGAGCUGCCCGCGUCCUCCUGCGCGGCCGCGGCGCCCCCGCCCCCGGACAGCUACGGCGAGGGCUACCGCGCCUGCCUGGCUCGUCUGGCCCGCCUGCUGCCCGCCUGGCGCGUGCUGGAGCCCGCCGUGAGCGCCCGCCUCCUGGAGCACCUGCGGCGGAGGGCGGCCGGCACCACCCCCGACGGCGGGCGCGCUGGGGUCUCCUGCUGCCCGCCCGCGCCUUCCCCGCCGCCCGCACCUGCGCCCGCGCCGCCCGCGCCUCCUCGCGGCCCCGGCCUCGGCCUCUGGAGGCCCUGGUAGCCUGCCAGCCAGUCCACGGACCCUGCUGACUGCAAGAGACCGGGAGCGCCGGGCCGACCGAGGAAACUCGCGGUGCCGGCUGCUGUUUCCGGCGCGGGCCACCAGCUCAGCACCCACCACCAGGCUGGACCCCGGCUGUUUGUGAUCUGUGCGGCCGCCUGAAGGCCAUGCGGGCUCAGCUGGAGGAAAUGAGGGCAGCGCAAACCGUGUGCCUGGGCUGGAGAAGGGGGCAGGUGUAGGGGGGAGCCCCCCCAACCCCCUCAGCCGCUGGAAGUGGCUGUACAACUAGGCCAACUACGAGCAGGCAGCUGAGGCUCCGAGCCCAGCACUGGCACCGGCCAAAGGGCUGGGCCAGGAGCUCACCUGAGCCCGGGGCAGCCCUCUAUUCUGACUCGUAGCUUGCUGCCUCCUUAUGACUGGGCUUAGGCACCUCCAGACACACAAUAGAGGGGCUCUCCCGGCUGGGCAGCCAUCACCUCCACUCCUGGGCUCUCUUGUUUAUAGGGUUAGGGUGCAGCCCUGGGAAGGACUUAUUUCCCCCCUAUUCAGUUCCCACCUGUGUACCACACACCCUAUCUAGGGGGCCUUGGGGUGUGAGGAAGGGGUGGGCUAAGAAGGAGGGUGCCCUGUGGCCUCAAGGAAGCUUGAGUCAGUGCCAGUGUCUGGCGAGCAGGCCUAUUCCAUUUACUUGCAGGUAACAGCCAGUAAGGGGACAGGAAACACCUUCCCUUGUUUUCUCUUGCAAACUGUUCCCUGCUCCUUGUCAGGACAGGUCACGGGAAGCCACUUGUUUCUCAGACUUCUUGUCCCUCUAGCUGGAAGCAAGGGGAGUCUGAGGAGACUCAGGGAGGGGCCUGUGGCCCCCAGGAGAAGGCAGGGGCAUCUGCGGCCUGCUGGUCACUCUGCAGGUUCAUGGGGAUACACUGAACACAUGAAGGAGGUUGGGACUCCCAGCCGUCCCCAGUCCAACAUCCUGAGCGAGGGAACAGGGCACUAGGGACAAGAGGAGCUGCCGGGGUGGGGAUGUUCACUAGAUCCAGCUACGGCACAAAAACCCAUGGGGACCUGGGCACUGAUUUGGGGGACCAGAUGUGGGAAGCUGUGGGCGUUAUGGAAGGAGUCAAUGUUAAGACAACAGGGGAGCCCCCAGCAAGGUGUGCUGUCCUGCGUCCUCACAGGCCCAGCUGGCUGGACUUCGAGCUCCUGCAGGGCAGGGCGAGGGCUGAGCUACCUCUGUGUCUCCAGGGACCUCAGCACGUGAUGGCUGCUCAGUAAAUAUCGUGAGCUAACGAGCAGGUGAUGUCACCGGACCACAGCUGUAUGGAACACUUUGGCCUCAGCUCCUACCCCCGGUCCUAAACGUCACUUUGAAAAUCUUUUCC
This is a messenger RNA of Lutra lutra (Eurasian river otter), 1989 nucleotides long. It is a transcript of the gene HES2, whose product is annotated as hes family bHLH transcription factor 2. The record is from RefSeq and is a predicted model, not a curated record. NCBI's taxonomy places the organism in Eukaryota, Metazoa, Chordata, Mammalia, Carnivora, Mustelidae. Bases 104 to 607 code for a protein of 167 amino acids. Gene Ontology annotation, cellular component: nucleus. The transcript has 4 exons. Gene Ontology annotation, biological process: regulation of transcription by RNA polymerase II; anterior/posterior pattern specification; regulation of neurogenesis. Gene Ontology annotation, molecular function: RNA polymerase II cis-regulatory region sequence-specific DNA binding; protein dimerization activity; DNA-binding transcription factor activity, RNA polymerase II-specific.